CUGAGUUGGUAUGCCUCACCCAUACAAAAUUUUUUCCACAAUAAUGACUCCCAGACGUCAACAUAAGCAAAAAACAAACAAACAAACAAACAAAACAAAAAACUGAAACCUCUGUCACCACAGCCACAUACACCCUUCUUCUGUAACUCCUAUCGAUCAAUUAAAAGAAGCAAAAAUGGUGGUAAGCAGGAGGCGGCUUCUGAUUUCAGAUUUCCUCAUGUCUUUCAUGUGGGUUUGGUCAAGUGUGCUUAUUAAGAUGUUUGUUCACACAAUAUUAGGUUAUGGAGCUCAUGAUCUCAAAGGUGAAAUCCUCAAACAUGCAAUUUCUGUCAUCAAUAUGUUCUUCUUUGCCUCGUUGGUUAAAGCUACCAAGGGUGGGGCCUACAACCCUCUAACAGUCUUAUCCGGUGCCAUCUCUGGAGAUCUCACCAAUUUCCUCUUCACCAUUUCUGCUAGAGUUCCUGCUCAGAGAACACAUGUGACGUUGGCGAGGAUUUCAUUAGCUAGAGCUAAUGAGUUGGCAAUCCAUGGACGUGGACCUCGUUUGAGCAUUGACAUCCACCGAGGUGCAUUGACAGAAGGAUGUUUGACAUUUGCAAUUGUUAUCAUUUCACUUGGACUUUCCAGAAAAAGUCAUGCGAGUACUAUCAUGAAGACAUGGAUAUCCAGUCUGUCCAAACUGACUCUUCACAUUCUUGGUUCUGAUCUAACAGGUGGAUGCAUGAAUCCAGCUUCUGUGAUGGGGUGGGCUUAUGCACGGGGUGAUCAUAUUACUAAGGAGCAUAUACAUGUUUAUUGGCUUGCUCCAAUACAAGCAACUUUGUUGGCUGUUUGGACUUUCAAUUUGCUAGUUUCCCCACCAAAGGACAAAGAAGAGAAGAAGAGAGAGAAAAAGUCAGAAUGAUGGUGGUUCCUGAAUUAUUGGUCAUCAUUCUUUUCUGGUUCCGAAACUACAUGCAUCGACUUACUUCUCUUUCUUUUUGAAACUUAAUUUGCCAAGUUUAUUUUUUUGUCUCAAUAUAAUAUUAACCUCUCCCAUGUUUCUUGAUGAAAAUCCCCUAUCUAUGUUGGUUUUGUUAUGAAACAAUAAACCACAAAAAAAGAAUAUUGUAGAGUGUUGUAAAUUUAUUAUAUUAAUGUGGAUGUGCCAUAACUUCAAGAUGUAAUAUCAUCAUUAUGUGUUGUAAUAGCAACACUUCCGUACUUCCUCAUUGAUCUCUCACACCCCAUAUUCUCCAAAGGUUAAUGCCAUGUUUAAGACAAUCUUAGACCUACCCUCUUGUAUUAGUAUAAAUAGGUGAUGGAUAUUAUAUUUGAAGAUUUGGAAGAAAUUAAAUAAGAAAAACUCUAAUUUCUA
Molecule: messenger RNA, 1357 nt
Organism: Solanum dulcamara
Lineage: Eukaryota; Viridiplantae; Streptophyta; Magnoliopsida; Solanales; Solanaceae
Product: probable aquaporin SIP2-1
Exons: 4
Coding region: 176-904 (242 amino acids)
Biological process (GO): transmembrane transport
Cellular component (GO): membrane
Molecular function (GO): channel activity
Source: RefSeq, a predicted model, not a curated record